Cetraspora pellucida is the source of this 411-nucleotide messenger RNA. Lineage: Eukaryota; Fungi; Glomeromycota; Glomeromycetes; Diversisporales; Gigasporaceae. The record is from the annotation of a GenBank genome assembly.
AUGUUCUGGAAAAAAAUACAAAAGUUUUUAUUAAUAUUAUUAAUCAUAAAUUUAUUGAUCUCUCAAACAUAUGCUGCAAGAUGUGGAAUAUAUGGAAACCGUGGUCAUAAUAGAAGAACAUGUCCAACACAUAUGAUUCAUUAUGGAUCUAUUCCAUAUGAUAGAAAUUAUGCUAUGGUUCCAUAUAAUCAAAAUCGUGCUCUUGUACCAUAUAGAAAUCCUAUUUCUUUUCCUCAAAAAUCUAUGUUUUUUUCCAAUAAAGAUAAUAUAAUGAAUAAUUGGAAAGUUCCAUGGGCAACAAAUGUAGUAAUCAAAACACAUCCUUAUCAUGGAAGAACUUGUACUCGAUGUGGUGCUAUGGGUCAUGGAAAAGGAAAAUGUCCCAUUCCUGAUGCUAAUGUAAAUGCUUAA